Molecule: messenger RNA, 592 nt
Organism: Nanorana parkeri
Lineage: Eukaryota; Metazoa; Chordata; Amphibia; Anura; Dicroglossidae
Gene: DPY30
Product: dpy-30, histone methyltransferase complex regulatory subunit
Exons: 4
Coding region: 1-501 (166 amino acids)
Cellular component (GO): Set1C/COMPASS complex
Source: RefSeq, a predicted model, not a curated record
AUGUAUUCCGAUCCAACAGAAAAGCUACUGCAGCUCACAUUUCUGAAAAAGCUAAUGCUGGUUCCGAAAGAAAGGUGCCUUAACGCACAACAAACAUGUUACAUCCACCAGCCUAUCACAGCUCUUGUAUCCCGAAUAUCCUACAACAAACAUGGCACAUCCACCAGCCUAUCACAGCUCUUGUAUCCCGAAUAUCCUACAACAAACAUGACAUAUCCACCGCCUAUCACAGCUCUUGUUUCGGAAAACCCUCACGCAGAAUAUGGUCUCACUGAGAAUGUUGAGAGAAUAGUAGAAAAUGAAAAAGCAGGCACAGAAAAAGCCUCCAAGCAGAAGGUGGAUUUACAAGCCUUGCCCACACGAGCAUAUCUUGACCAGACUGUGGUUCCAAUACUUUUACAGGGUCUUUCAGUGCUGGCAAAAGAAAGACCUUCAAAUCCCAUAGAAUUUCUAGCAGCUUACCUCUUGAAGAAUAAAACUCAAUUUGAAGACAGAAGCUAAUGAAGUUUUAGGAUUCACUCCGAUCCAGUGCACCAUGCAUUGCAGCAAAGGACUAAUUCUUCUUUUAGCAUAAUUGGACUGCUUCAAAAUA